UAAAAUAUCACAAAGAUGCUUCGUGUCCUUGAUCUACAUCCAACACAGAGGGAUAUUAUGGACUCGUUCCUCGCCAGACAUGACUCCAUGGAUGCAAUGGAUUCCGUGAUGGACAUGAUGGACGACUGGGACGACAGGAGGUGGACCAUGAGGCCUCUUCACUGCCUCGCACGUCGACAGAGACCAUGCCCCUACAUUACACCUGGUUGGGCAUCACUUCUCGACGACGCUCCUUUGCUGUUUGUUCGUUCAGGCGAGAACACUUGGUCUGAUAAAAAGAGUGAGAAAAAUAAGCUCGAAAAACAAAAAAUCACACAGAAUGAUAAGAAAAGUCACACUAGGACCAUGAAGGAGAAAGAACAGAGUGCAGAAACCACAGAUAGAAGAGAAUGCAGCAAUGACAAGAAGAGCUUAGAGAAGGUGUGGCGGUACAGCGUAGACGUGGGCGGAUGUGACGAAGUGCGGGCGUUCUCGGAAGAUGGGCUGCUGGUUGUGGAGGGUCGUGGAGGUGACAGUGACUCGUCAGUGAUGGUUCGUCACGUGACAACACUUCCUCCACACAUCAAAGCCGAGACGUUGACAGCCACGCAGAAAGAUGGACGACUUGUGGUAAGCCACAAAACCGACGCAAUCCCUCCUUCAGUUGUGAAGAUCCCCAUCACUAAAACCGAAGAGAAAAAGACACUGGAAGGCAAAGAAGUCUCCGACGAUCAACAGCAACAGGAAUCAAACACUAAGCAGACAGAGGAUUCAAACAACGACUGAGAUUAAGAAGUGUCGAUAUAUCUCUUAUGGAAUUUAAGUAUUACCCAUUGUAUCAUUCUAAUUUGUCAUGUUGGCAUAUCCUAUCUUGUAAAUAAAGCUGUUAAAUGAU
This is a messenger RNA of Penaeus chinensis, 874 nucleotides long. RefSeq lists its product as uncharacterized. The transcript is spliced from 2 exons. Lineage: Eukaryota; Metazoa; Arthropoda; Malacostraca; Decapoda; Penaeidae. The record is from RefSeq and is a predicted model, not a curated record. Bases 16 to 765 code for a protein of 249 amino acids.